This is a messenger RNA of Theobroma cacao (cacao), 4133 nucleotides long. RefSeq names its product protein BONZAI 3-like. Gene Ontology annotation, molecular function: calcium-dependent phospholipid binding. Lineage: Eukaryota; Viridiplantae; Streptophyta; Magnoliopsida; Malvales; Malvaceae. Gene Ontology annotation, cellular component: plasma membrane. The record is from RefSeq and is a predicted model, not a curated record. Gene Ontology annotation, biological process: cellular response to calcium ion.
CUUAUGUUAUUCUCUUGCUUUUCCUAUUUAACUCUGAAGUCCCAAAAUUGGCCUUUUGUUUUGAUUUUAUUUUAGGAAUUUUUUUCCUUCUUUACGUCAUUAGAAAAUAAAAAGAAAAAUCUCUGCUGAAAUCAAAAUCCGUCCUUUUUUUUCUCUGCUUCUCACGAUUCGCUUUCCCGAAUUCAAAACCCUAUACUGUUUGUCUGGACCACAAUUGGCUUUGAACACUCUGUCAUUCAGUAGACUAUGGAACAAGAAAAUAACAAAAAUGAAGCUGAUGACAAUACUGCAGAAGACUUGGCAAAAUCACAGUCAUCUGAAGAGAAAGGUCCAAAUUUACUGAAGGCCAAAUCGGAUACUGCAAAGUCGACGGCCAAGAAUUUCUUGAAGACAAGAAAGGCCACUGGUACUUCUGAGGUUCAGAGGAGAAAGAAAAGGAAGAAAAACAAGAGUCUUUCAGAGGGAAGUAAAGAAACUGAAGAGAAUGCUCAGAAGCUAAAUUCAAGGGAAGAAAACCAACAGAAUGCUACCAACAGUACAGAGCAUGUAGAGAAGGUUCAGCGGAUCCAAAAGAACCAAGGUAAUACAUGUGCAUCAGAUAGCCAGGAAAAGAGAGGUAAGCCAAAUCACAAUCCUAAGAAACGAAGAAGGGAAGAGAAGCCUGGCGUUUCAAAUAAAAAUCAGAAGAAUGAAGAAAGGCAGAAAGGUAAGGAAAAGAUAAAACAAAAUGAGCAGAAGGAAAAGCACAAUAAUUCAGAGAAGAAUAAGAAGAAAGAAAUGUGCCAUGGUAAGGAAAAGAAACAAGAAAAUAAGAAGAAAGAAAAGAUUGAUGGUGUAAUAUUUAUGUGCAAUGCAAAGACCAAGCCAGAUUGUUUCCGAUACUGUGUAAUGGGUGUAUCAACAAGUAAAAAAGAUCUUGUUUUAGGUAUCAGACCAGGGCUUAAGCUUUUUCUCUAUGAUUAUGAUCUCAAACUUAUGUAUGGGAUUUAUAAGGCAUCUUCUUCCGGUGGCAUGAAACUUGAGCCUAAGGCUUUUGGUGGGGCUUUUCCUGCUCAGGUGCGGUUCAGUGUCCAAGCUGAUUGUUUUCCUCUGGCAGAGAGCAUUUUCAAGAAGGCAAUCAAGGAAAAUUAUAAUGAAAAACACAAAUUUAAAACUGAACUUACUGCUAGACAAGUUCGGAAGCUCACAGAACUUUUCCGACCAGUUGCAGUUCAUUCAACUGCACUGCCUACCAUCUCCCCAUCAAGGACAGGGGGUCGAAUCCCUGUACGCUAUGAAAAUAGGGAGGCUCAUGAUAGAGCAAGGGAAGCAAGGCCUCCUUCAGAUAGAGAAGCAUCUGCUAGAGACCCUUAUACCAAUGCUAGAACAUGUGCUGUUUUAUCUCAUGAAAGGGAUCAGCAAAUUGGAUAUGGAGAGUUGGUAUUUACUCGGAGAGAGGACAUUCGUCAUGAUUUAUACCUGAGUGAGAAGGAAUACAGGGCUUAUGGUCUUCAGGGAGAGAGAAGAAACUUGGCUCUUCAGCAUCAUGUCGCUCCUACAUCAGCGUCUUACCGGAGAGAUUAUGGGGAGCAGCUUAUAAGACAACCAGACACUGUAUAUGGGGAAUCUGUGCCUAUGCAGAGAGAUAUAAUUCGCUCUGAUCCUCCUUACUUGACUGAGAGAGAGUAUCGGACUUAUGAUUUGGGUGCUACACAAGAUAUGCAAUCAACAGUUUCUCCAACAACUACAAAUACAUCAGUAGCUGCUGCUUCUACUUUGGACUCCUUUGCUAUGGAUUCGUAUUAUAGUCGUUAUUAUGGUGUUCCAUUGGUGGACUCUUACCUGCCACGACCUAGAGGACAGGCAAACCUGAUUGAGACUGACCAUUUGAGGAGGAGAGAAAGCAACCAAGUGGAUGAAUUGUAUCCCACAUAUGAUUCUAAUGCUUUGGCGGAACAUAACCAGAUGCAUCGUCAUUAUCAAGUUGUUAAGCCUGAAGCUUCUUCUACAUCAGUUUCAUCCCGGUAUUCUUUUCCUGGGGCCACUUUGUCUUAUCGCACAACGACAUUUAGUAAGCAAUUUCUAGCAAGCACUGCACGCCAAUUGUCAAGUAGAAAGAGAGAUAUGGGACAGUGCUUGUCGGGUGAUGUGAGUGGAGGCCAGCAGGCCUUAGGUCAUAUGUCAAUGCUUGAGGGUAAUGUAGGACGAAACGACGCAGUUGAUUUCUUCUUCAGGUCUCGAGGUCAACAUUCUCCUUCCACAGGAAUUGAGUUAUCUUUAUCAGCUUCAAAGUUGAGUGAUCGCGACAUCACAUCAAAGAGCGACCCAAUGGCAAUUCUGUAUGCAAAGCGAAAAGAUGGGUCACUCAAGGAACUUGGUCGCACGGAAGUUAUACUGAACAACUUGAAUCCUGCUUGGGUUGAGAAGAUUCAUCUUACUUAUCAGUUUGAGACAGUUCAAUCUUUAGUUUUUCAUGUAUAUGAUGUGGAUUCCGUAUAUCAUAAUGUACCUAUGAAGAUGCUAAAGUUGAGUGAUCAAGACUUUUUGGGAGAAGCAAAUUGUGUUCUAUCUGAGAUACUGACCAAACGAAAUCAGACAUUAACUCUAAAUCUCCAAAGCAAACAUGGGCAUGGAGGUUCGAGAAACUUAGGGAUGCUCACUGUCCAUGCUGAAGAAACAGUUGCUUCUAGAACUAUAGUUGAGAUGGUAUUACGUUGUUCCCAAUUGGACAACAAGGACCUGUUUUCUAAGAGUGAUCCUUUCUUAAGAAUAUCAAAAAUAGCUGAAAGUGUAGGUUGUGUCCCUAUAUACAAGACAGAGGUGGUAAACAACGAUCUAAAUCCAGUUUGGAAGCCCUUAUGUCUUACCAUGCAGCAUUAUGGAAGCAAGGAUAACCCGUUAAUUCUCGAGUGUUUUGAUUUUAACAGCAGCGGCAACCAUGUACUUAUUGGAAAAAUUCAGAAAUCAGUUUCAGAGUUGGAAAAACUUUACAAAGAAAAAAGCGGUGCAAAUUUGGUUCUGUCAUCUCGUCAAGGUCAUGAUAAGGUUCUAAAGGGUCAGCUCUUUGUAGAUCAAUUUAUUGAGAAGCCACGAUUCAGUUUUCUGGAUUAUAUAUCCAGUGGAUUCCAGCUAAAUUUCAUGGUUGCAGUUGACUUUACAUCAUCAAAUGGACUUCCUCGAAAUCCAACUUCUUUGCACUAUAUUGAUCCGUUAGGCAGAUUAAAUUCUUACCAGCAGGCUAUAAUGGAGGUUGGGGAGGUUAUACAAUUUUAUGAUUCUGAUAAGCGCUUUCCUGCUUGGGGUUUUGGAGCGAAGACAUUUUCUAACACUAGUUUAUCACAUUGUUUUAACUUGGACAUAACCAAUGGCUAUCAGGAGGUUGAAGGAGUUGAAGGCAUCAUGGCUGCUUAUGCUAGUGCUAUUUACAAUGUUACUCUGUCAGGACCUACCGUAUUUGGCCAAGUGAUCGACAGGGCUGCGCAACUUGCUAGUUUCUCAUAUGACAGCACAAAAUAUUUUGUCUUGCUCAUUAUAACUGAUGGAGUCCUAACUGAUAUUCAAGAAACAAAAGAUGCCGUGGUAAAGACAACCGAUCUUCCUUUGUCUAUCCUCAUAGUUGGAGUGGGAGAUGCAGAUUUUAAACAAAUGGAGAUCCUGGAUGCGGACGAUGGAUGCCCGUUGGUGAGUUCUAAUGGUCGGGUAGCAACCCGAGACAUUGUACAAUUUGUUCCAAUGCGAGAAGUACAUGGAGGGCAGAUUUCUCUUGUUGAAGCUCUUCUGCAAGAGCUGCCUGGACAGUUUUUGACUUACAUGCAAUCCAGAAAUAUUAAACCAUAUGGUUUCGUUGCUUGAAAGGCAUUCUAUCACCCCAAAACUUCACAGAAAACAUUGUUAAUAUCAUGAUUAAGACUGAUUGUAGUUUUUCCUUUUUACUUUUUCAAGCACAAACAGUAGAACUAUAUAUCAAUCAGCUGAAUUUAGGUUGCAAUUCUCUCUCAACUAUAAAUCUUGGCCUGAGCUAAAAAGGGUAGGAGGCUGUGGCCAAGCCAUAGGAGACUUCGAAUAAUUGUACUAUAAUAAUGGAUGUUUUGAGUCUACUAUUGCUCAUUGCUAUCCUUGAGAAGAAUGUUAAUCUAGAUUGUACAAUAAUUUCU